CGGCAUUUCGGUUUUAUGAGAUUCUUCUUCUUCUUCUUUGUUUUUCCUGGGCUGUUAUUGAUGUUACAAUUGUUUACCUUUUUUUCAGAUUUUGGUAAUGUUUUCUGUUCUUCUGGUCCUAAACCUGGAUGCAUGAUUAGGAUUGCCUCAGGUUGGUAAUGGCGGAAAACUUUUUUUUGCAUUAUUAUAACAUGGAUUAUGUUCCCUUGUGCUUCUAUAAAUGAAUGUAGCUCAUAUUCCUAUUUUUCCUUUUUUCUGUUUAUAACUUAUUUUCCUCAAACUGGGUUUUGGUGGCAGUUAUUAGUAUUCGAUUACCAAAUAUAACAACUUUGGUAAAAUAUAACUUUGGUUUUAGCUAACCAUUACAACUACCUGCUUCAGAUAUUCCUACUAAUGACUAACCAGGGUGAGAAAAGCUUUAUGAAUUCAGAAGCUCAUCGCCUAAAGAACAGAAUGAGACAACAGAGGUACAGGGCUCGCAAACGUGAAGAGAAAGCUAAAAGAAAUGGGGAAACAGUUUUACCUGUGGAACUGUUUUUCACAGGUUUGCCAUGUGUGACUAAUGACUUUCCUUUGUCAAGGAAUGAUAUGAGUGCCUUAAACCUAGAGGCUGCUGGAGCUAGGAAUGGGACUAGAUCGGUUGAAUUUGGAUAUGAACAUACUGCAAAUUUCCAGGAAGGAUGCAGUCAAAGUUCUGUCGAGGCUGAAUCUUCUCAGGCUAAAACCAUCAUGGGACAACAACCACAACAGCAGCACAGUGACUUUCAAUUCUUUGGGACAGAUGCUGAGGAUGAUGCAGAUAUUGCAACUGGAGGCCGUCCGACUUGUUACUCUCAGAAGAUUGUACAGCCCUCAUCCAAAAUGCCAAAUGAGUAUGGUGUGAACAGUCUUAUGCAAGGGGGUUAUGUGAUAAACCCUCUUGAUCAAAGACAACAUUUAAUAGGCCUUAAUGACAUCAUGGCCCGUCGCCUUAAGAAUCGAGAACGUCAGCGUAGAUAUAGGGCUCGGAAGCGUCUUGAAGCUGAUAUGAGUAGCCCUUACCUUCUAAGCCAAUCAACUUCAUUGCAAUUAGAAUCACAAUUGAAAGGGGGCAUGAAUAAGUGCAUGACCCGCAUUCAUUGCCCACGAGAUUGGAAGCAAGAUGCAAGAAAAGGCCAGGCAUCAGAGGGACAGGAAAGCGCAUCUAUUGGACUUCUGUUGCCUGCUUCAAAUGUUGUAAGCGAAGACCAGGAACAGGAUUUUGUUUCUGAAGAGAGGGAAGACGGUAAAUUUCUGUCUGAGCAGCCAGUAUGUUUUUCCCUUUCCGAAGUUAAUGGGGUAAGACAUGGCCGGAGAGAUUGGAAAGCAGCUGCAAGAAAUAAGGUGGACUGAAGGAAUUCUGGUCAGGUAGUCUGUUCUGUUGGUGGUGGCCCUCAUCUCUUGGUAAUGAUUUGUUGGCUGGCAGCAUGUAUAUAUUGCUGGUUAUUGUUAAAUUGUCUGGUUGCAUGCCUAUUAACGUUGAAGAUCUUCAAAAUAAGUUAUGACGCGCCAAGAAACCUUCUAUGAAGGA
Messenger RNA from Telopea speciosissima, 1549 nucleotides. RefSeq lists its product as uncharacterized. Lineage: Eukaryota; Viridiplantae; Streptophyta; Magnoliopsida; Proteales; Proteaceae. The record is from RefSeq and is a predicted model, not a curated record. The coding region runs from base 394 to 1371 and encodes 325 amino acids. The transcript is spliced from 3 exons.